Molecule: messenger RNA, 1548 nt
Organism: Pectinophora gossypiella (pink bollworm)
Lineage: Eukaryota; Metazoa; Arthropoda; Insecta; Lepidoptera; Gelechiidae
Gene: CSN3
Product: COP9 signalosome complex subunit 3
Exons: 9
Coding region: 217-1488 (423 amino acids)
Biological process (GO): ubiquitin-dependent protein catabolic process
Cellular component (GO): COP9 signalosome
Source: RefSeq, a predicted model, not a curated record
UGUUGGUUGAUCAAUCACCCACCCCACCCACACUGUUUUUCGUGGAUCUGAACAGAAUUGAUUGAUAGUAUUUUCGUAAAUUCGUUUUCUGAAGCCGUUGAACAAAGCAAUUCGCGUUCGUCCAUCGUUGGUGAUCAACGCAGAACAAUAUUGUAUACUAUUUUAAAAGGGAUUAUAUACCUACCACUAGCUAUUUCUGCUGGCGCAGUGGACAUCAUGGCAUCUCCGUUAGAGCAAUUUGUAAACAAUGUUAGGACUAUGUCGGCAUCAGGGAGCUUCCGAGAGUUGUGCGAGAUUAUCGGCAAGUCUGAUGAAGUACUGCAGAGGAACAGUGCACAUCUAAGCACUGUUCUGGAAACUCUUGACAUUCAACAGCAUUCUCUUGGUGUUCUGGCUGUACUUGUUGCCAAGUUUUCCUUACCACAAGGUUCCAAUGAUGUGGACAGAUCAACUAUGUUCCAGCAGAUCCAUGACUUCAUAAACAACUGUAAUGGGGAACAAGUUCGCUUUGCACCGGACUUGUAUGCUGACUUAUGUCACCAGCUAACCGACCACCUUGUAGAAAUCAAGCAGCCUAUCAGAGGCAUAGAAAUCCUGAAGAAGGCUAUUAGGAAGAUACAGUUGUUUGACUCCCAGUUGACGUCAAUUCAUGCAGACCUCUGCCAGCUAUGUCUUCUGUCCAAGUGCAUGAAACCAGCUCUUGAGUUCUUGGAUACCGAUGUCACUGGGAUUGGAUCUGAGCUUGGUGGCAACAAUGACUCCAAACACUUUCUUCUAUACUACUAUUAUGGAGGGAUGAUUUACACAGCUAUGAAGAAUUACGACAGAGCUCUUUACUUCUUUGAAGUUGUAGUCACUGUGCCUGCUAUGGUAGUCUCUCACAUCAUGCUUGAAGCCUAUAAGAAAUAUAUUUUAGUGUCCUUUAUUUUACAUGGAAAGAUUCUUCCUAUGCCGAAAUACACAUCGCAAGUAGUGUGUCGUUUUCUCAAACCUUUAUCUGUAGCAUACCAUGAGCUAGCUACCUCUCAACACACAGCCAUCAAACACAGGGAAACUUUUGUAAGGGAUAAAAAUAUGGGAUUAGUUAACCAGGUACUGAGCUCGAUGUACAAGAAGAAUAUUCAGAGAUUAACCAAGACAUUUUUAACUCUGUCGCUGAGUGACGUCGCUUCUAGAGUACAGCUCACAGGACCAGCUCAAGCAGAAUCUUACAUACUCAAUAUGAUUGAAGAAGGAGAGAUUUAUGCAAUGAUAAACCAGAAAGAUGGCAUGGUGGUCUUCCUGGAUAGUCCUGAAAAAUACGCGUCCCCUGAAACCUUGUCAAUUCUUGAACAACAAAUGGCAGCCUGCACUAAACUCCAUCAGUACAUACAGGAAAUGGACGAGCAAAUACAAGUCAACCCACAGUAUGUGAAGAAAUCAGCAGGCAGCCAUGAUGAAGAUCUGCCAGCUACUAGCCAAAAUUCAAAAACAACAUACUCAAUGUGAAAUUUAAUUUAUUAUAAGUGAUUUCUUAAUUUACCCAGUAUAAUGUAACAUGCAAUUAAA